Molecule: messenger RNA, 1098 nt
Organism: Penicillium canariense
Lineage: Eukaryota; Fungi; Ascomycota; Eurotiomycetes; Eurotiales; Aspergillaceae
Product: elongation of very long chain fatty acids protein
Exons: 3
Coding region: 1-1098 (365 amino acids)
Biological process (GO): fatty acid elongation, monounsaturated fatty acid; fatty acid elongation, polyunsaturated fatty acid; very long-chain fatty acid biosynthetic process
Cellular component (GO): endoplasmic reticulum membrane
Molecular function (GO): fatty acid elongase activity
Source: RefSeq, a predicted model, not a curated record
AUGGAUUACCGCACAGCUCAUAGUCCGAUUAAGCUCGGCCUUCCGCCACUCGAGAUUUUCCAACUUCCUUUCAGCCAGCCUCCCAAGACAGUCCCACAUGUUCCCCAACCCCCUUCGAAUAUCUCCGCGGAAGUGCUUUUUCGACCGGUCAUAAUUGAUCCUGCUAUAUUCCACAUUUCGCAUGAUCUUCCCACUGUUCUCACUUUCACGGCGAUAUACAUUGCCGCGGUGAUAUUCUUGAAUCAAUAUAAUGCUAGCCGGCAGCAUAGGCCAUGGGCCUUCAGCAAAAAGCCUAUGUUUAAAGUUCUCGUACUAGCACACAAUACCUUGAUUGCGCUAUUUUCAGCGUGGACGUUUUGCGGACUGCUUUACCUCACAAACAGCGGUUGGCCGUCGGCAGUAGGAGGGGAAGAAUCUAAUUACUACGCUGGUGUGGCGGAGUAUCUUUGUGAAACGGAGUCAAGUGCAUACCGAGUUUUAAUACGUUCAAAAAGCCUCUGGGAAGGAGGAGGCUCUUAUAUUGGCUGGCUCUUCUAUAUGAGCAAGUUUUACGAAGUCGUUGACACGCUAAUCAUUCUUUCGCGAGGGAAAACCAGCUCAACGUUGCAAACUUAUCAUCAUGUCGGUGUGAUCAUAUGCUCAUAUGUAGCGUUGGAAUAUGAAUCACCUUUGGCUUUUGUUGGCAUAAUAUUGAAUUCGGGGAUCCACACUUUAAUGUACUCAUACUUCGCUAUCCAAACACUUGGGGUUCCAAUUUCCUUGAGCUUCAAACGCACCUUGACCAGUCUUCAAAUCGCUCAGUUCGUAGUGGGAUUGGUCUGGGCCUCCAGUUAUCUCUUCGUGAGUUAUAGGGUUCAAUCCACUGGAAAGCGCAUCCAAAACGCCUUGGAGCCUCCUUCGGACUGUUCUGCAAGCCUUGAGCACCCUUCAGUCGUUGCUGACGGCAUGGCCAGAAUGGUGGCCAAUGAGAGUGCAAUCCCAUGCUUGAGUGGUAGCGGGGAUGCUUUUCCACUUAUAUUGGCAGCCCUCUAUCUGUUGCCUCUGAUCUUUCUUUUUGUGCAAUUUUACAUCAAAUCAUAUAGAAAGAAGAUAGAAUGA